This is a messenger RNA of Carya illinoinensis, 483 nucleotides long. RefSeq lists its product as uncharacterized. The transcript has a single exon. Gene Ontology annotation, molecular function: nucleic acid binding; RNA-DNA hybrid ribonuclease activity. Bases 1 to 483 code for a protein of 160 amino acids. NCBI's taxonomy places the organism in Eukaryota, Viridiplantae, Streptophyta, Magnoliopsida, Fagales, Juglandaceae. The record is from RefSeq and is a predicted model, not a curated record.
AUGUCUUCUAUCAAUCGAGUAGAAACUAUUGUUGAUCUAGCUAGAUGGGCUUGGGAUAAAGGUGGGAUUUCAGACUUGGAAAAUUUUUUUCUUAUUGCUUGGGAUCUGUGGUAUAGAAGAAAUAAGAAAAUGUUUGAAGAGAAGGAUUUACUGCCAGAGCAAGUAAUUGUGCAUGCUCUAUCUCUGCAGAAGGGGUUUCAUGAUAUGCGGUGUCUUCCCAAUAAGCCCAGUAAUUUAUUCUGUUCUUGGUCUCCUCCACAAGAAGGUGUUCUAAAGCUAAAUGUGGAUGGUGCCAUAUUUGAUGCUCAGCAUUGUGCAGGGGUGGGGGUGGUUCUGCGAGAUGAGGGGAAGGUUAUAUUAGUAGCAAGUAGAAAGGACCAGGAGGUGAAUGAUCCUAUAGAGAUAGAACUAAUUGCCAUCUUCAGCGGCUUACAACUGUGUAUGCAUAUGGGGAUCACACACUUGGUGGUGGAAACAUAUUAG